Xiphophorus couchianus (Monterrey platyfish) is the source of this 5006-nucleotide messenger RNA. It is a transcript of the gene clic1, whose product is annotated as chloride intracellular channel 1. Lineage: Eukaryota; Metazoa; Chordata; Actinopteri; Cyprinodontiformes; Poeciliidae. The transcript has 7 exons. The record is from RefSeq and is a predicted model, not a curated record. The coding region runs from base 168 to 896 and encodes 242 amino acids.
CUGCAAGGGCCGCGCAGCAGGAAAUGAGGCGCAGCUUUCAUGAUGAUGAUGAUGAUGAUGAUUGUGUCGCUGCUGCAGUGCAGACCCUGAACCUGGAGGAGGAAACCAGCAGCAGCAGCAGAUCGGACAGAAGACUUUCAGCACUGUAAGGUGUUUACUGGGCGAAGAUGAGCGACGCAAACGAGCCCAAAAUUGAGCUUUUCGUGAAGGCAGGAAGCGAUGGUCUGUGCAUCGGCAACUGUCCGUUCUCCCAGCGUCUCUUCAUGGUCCUGUGGCUGAAAGGAGUGGUUUUCGACGUCACCACAGUGGAUAUGAAGAAGAAACCAGACAUCCUGAAGGAUCUGGCUCCUGGAGCUCAGCCUCCCUUCCUGCAGUACGGCAACGAGGUGAAAACCGACACCAACAAAAUCGAGGAGUUCAUCGAGUCGACGCUCUGCCCCCCAAAAUAUCCCCGUCUGGCGGCUCGUAAUCCGGAGUCCAACACAGCAGGAGUCGAUAUCUUCUCCAAGUUCUCUGCUUACAUCAAGAACUCAAACCCUCAGACUAAUGACAAUCUAGAGAAAGGCCUCAUGAAGGCUCUGCAGAAGCUGGACAACUAUCUCGGCUCCCCACUUCCCGACGAGAUCGAUCAGGACGCCGCCGAAGAGGUCACCUCCUCGUCACGCCCCUUCCUGGACGGCCAGCAGCUCACCCUGGCGGACUGCAACUUGCUGCCAAAGCUGCACAUCUUGAAGGUGGUGAGUUUGAAGUACAGAAACUUCACCAUCCCAGAGUUUCUGACUAACGUCUGGAGGUACCUGAACGCAGCGUACGCCAGGGAAGAGUUUAGCGCUACCUGUCCUGUCGACACGGAGAUCCUCAUGGCGUAUUCAUCUGUAGCGAAAGCUCUCAAGUAGGACGGCGAUAGGCCGUGUUAAAGUAGAAAAAAUUAUUCCACACAGACAUCAGUAAUCAAAUAUUUACUCUGCAAACAACCAGAAUCUGUUUCCCUGCCGACGGGUAUUUCCUUUAAGCUUUGUUAACCUUUUGAUACGCAGAAUGCACACACCCACAGGUGGAUCUUUGUAUUUAUUCUCUACUUCAACCAGGAUCGGUUACAUCAGCAGGGAGACGAGGGCAAAGUCUAGAUCAGUGGUGUCCAAACUUUUUCCACCGAGGGUCAAAAUUAGCUUUUUCUGUCCGUUAAACAACAUAAAAAUUAUAUUAUUGUGAAUGUUUUCUCCUUUACUUGCACAACAAUGAAUUGAACAAGUUCAUUUUUUAAAAUCAAAACCAACAUUAGGAUGAAAUUUGCCUUAAUGUUUACAUUUAUUUAACUUUUUAAGCCAAUUAUUUUCUAUUUUGUUGGUCUGUAAAUUGUGUUUUGUAAAAACUAAAUUCUUUGUGUUUUCCAUUUAAGACAUAAACUUGCCAUGGAAAUCUCACCCUAAAAUGAUUUUAAAAAGUGUCGCAUCUCAUCCCAAAUUUGCACCAUUUUUUUAACUGCAGUGAGGGGCCACACAAACUCAUUCCAAGGGCCACAAAUGGCCCCCUCGCCGCACUUUGGACACCCCUGGUCUAGAUAAUACAAGUCAAAAUCAAAAUGUUUCUUUCAGGAAGGCUUGCAUUUUCACACACCCUUUUUUUAAACAAAAGCCUUUCUGUUUUUUACCUUUACUCACCUGCUUUAUUGAACUUUAACCUCAGAUCAGAGCCGGUUCAAGCUUUUCUUUGGUAUUUGGGCAGAAUAACAAUUUGGGGCCCCAAACUCUUACCUAAUAUCGCUGUUUGCUGCUAUUCUCAGCAGAACAAUGUUUUACUUAAACUCUAGGCUGGUAAAAGAUUCUAACUCUAUGAUAACCUUUAAGAAAUAACAUAAUAUGGCGUAAAAGAAUAUAAAGUGGAUAUGUUAUGCUAAAUUAAUAUUUUUAUAUGUUUUUGUACUUCCCUACUGCCUACAAAAUCAACCCAAGCUCUUAAAAAAAACCACCCAGAUGGUUUUUGGCUACGGGUUGAUGUCUUUUGGAAAGUUUUCUGUUUCAAAAAACUUCCAGAAUGUAAUGUAACAAAUCAGCCAGCUUGUUACCUAGCAACCCCAGUGAAGUCCAGCCUGUUACCUAGCAACCCAGGUGGCAUGUUUGCACAGCUGGCUGUAUUCACUGUACAAUUGCUGCUUGAAAAGACAAGUGUUCUGCUGUUGGUUUAUCACCUAGAAACCACUUGCUGCAUUCUUGUUGGUUGUGCUGGAGGCUCUACUAAUGCUUUUCAAAGAUGUAAGGAUGUAUAAUUGCUCAUUUGGCUUUAAAGUGACAAGAUGCCCCAAAACGGCUCCUCAGGAGGAGCUCAAAAUACCAGAAGUAAAGAAUAAUUUUGUGCAAAAACAUUAAUUAAAAUGUUUCUUAUAGCAAUAGAUUUAUUCUAACUUGUUCAAGGAAGAAUUAUAGCCCACCUUUAAAAUAAAACAUCAUAAUACAACCUAAUUAUUUGUAUUUAAAGUAGAAAAGUGACAUUUAUUUCUACUACAGCAAAUACAGUGUAUAUAUUGAACAAUAUAGCAUAAUAUAAAUUUACUACUAAUUUGAUUUUGAUAUAAAAAGCAAAAUUAAACCAUAACACAAAUCUGCAACAUUCUUCUCUACCUGUUGUUUGUGCUAGCUCUGUAUGACAGAGAAAUUACCAAAAGCUUUUCUGGAUAAAAAGAACAAUAAAAGAAAUAUUUUUUUAUAAGAUCACAAGACAGCAGGCGGUUAUAGUAUAUAGUUUGUAAGACGCAUUUUAGCACAAGAUAUUUUAAGUAUUUUAUCUUUUGGUGGAAAGAUAACAGGCUAGCUACUGAAGUUGUUAGCAUGUCCAAUAUCAGUUUUUAGGUUUCCAACUAAUAAAAUAAUACAUAUGAGAUGGUUUGGGUUGCAUUUUUUAUAGUAUAUAACAAUCUACAAUUGGUAGAUUGGUUGGUCCAUUGGUAAACUGCAGGCUAAUUAGCAACCCAGCUACCACAUCUAAUUGGCUAGCUAGCAUCAGUCAUCAACAAAAAUCAAUACUCAGCUCAUUAAAUACUUUUACUUUAAUACUACAGGAGAAAAAAAACAUGCUACAGCUUUUCUUGUCUAAUUACAACUUCAAAAUGGACACACAGUCGUUUAAUCUUUCCCCUCUCUUUAUUUUUCUUCCAUUAUAUUCUAAAGAUUAAUUAUUCCAACACAUCCAGAUUAAACCGUUUUAGUCUCUCGCCAUUUUUUAGGGAAGUGAUAUUUGCAUACCAUCGAGUCAUUUUGUGUUUUAAUCACAGGUGUUUCCCACAGACUUUAUCACAGAGGAAACGCAGCUUUUCAUAGAAAGACGUCAUGAUUUAGAAAAGGUUUGCAUUCAUUGCGGAGCAGAGGAAAACGGGCCGGACCGAGCCGGCGCUGAAAGCAGCUACACAGGAAACCGUUUCAAUAGACGCGGGCUUCCUCUUUCUGCGCUCCCACAGCAAGCGUGAAGGAUUAGUCCUGACUGGUGAGCUUGUUUGUGAUCCGCUUUCAAGGCCUCUAAUUAAUAAUUACAUGAAUGGAAGAGAGACUGUGAGCAUGCUACAGUCGAUAAGCUAACUUUUCACUUUAAAGUAAUCAGAACAGAGACAGAAGAAAGGGAAUUUUGUAGGUUGUUAGCUUUUUGAUUGCUUCAAAAGGCCAUAACCACUUCCUGUUUUCUUUUAAAUUAAAAUCAACUAUAUCAAAAUUAAAGUCAUACUUGCAGUAUUUUUUUGCUGUGGUAGAAUUUGUAGUAAAAUAAAGUAAAACCAGUACAUUACAAUAAAAUUGUGGUAUUUUAUCAUAAUGUUAGAAUUUUACAGUAACCCAUACCUAAUUAAAACAUUUUUCUUUUGUUUCUAGUUGAGUUUUAGAGCUCAGAAAUUGUGUAUUUUUAGUUUAAGUCUAAUAACAAAUAUCCUUACCAAUGGAAAACAAUUAGAAGAAAAUCUUUGUUGCUCUGUGGAGCCCCCUGUUGGUGUGGAGCCGCAGACGGCUGCAUAGUUUGCUUAUUCCUUGGUCUGGCUCGGCCCUUGUUGAUGUGAAUGACUGGACAGUUGAGUAGUUUUCACAUUUCCACAGUUAAAUAGGAUUUCUUGAAGUUGCUGGAGACACUUUCUUAUUGGAAAUGAGCCACCAAAUCAAUUUUUAAAAACUGUAUGGGAUUUUAUUAUUGUUCAAUUAUUUUCUGAAAAUGUUUCAUUUUUCUGUAAGGUUUGCAGCUAAGUUGAAAAAAUAUCUGUCUCUGGAUUCUGGACUAAACAUUAAGUCUACUUAAAUAUCAUGUUUUCAAUCAAAUCAAUGCAGUUUUUAUCCGUUUACUGCAAAAUAAACAGAUUUCUUGUGUAUUAUUAUGGAAAUUCACGAAAAUUAACAAAUUAUUGGGAGUUUAUUGAAGAUUUCUCUCAAAAAUUGUCAAAAACUUUCUAACUUUUACUAAACAGCUGCUUCAGUCUUAACUGAUGUCAGAUUAUAGUCCAUGAUCUAAACAGUGAGGAAUAAAAGGUCACAUCUACCGUCAUAAAUAAGUGCAAAUAUUUCCAAAUUAGUAACACAAACACUUUGAUUCUUAUUGCAAAAGAAUCACAAAAAUAAUCGCGAAGUUCUGGUGGGAAUGAAAAGACUUUGAAUUGUAUUAUUUAAUUUUAAGAAUUCAUUAAUAUUUUAACAGUUUAUCAAUACAUUCUGGCGCUACCGGCCCUUUAAGAGCAUUCAUGAUCUUGAUUCGACCCAAAACGAAAAUUAGUUUGACACCCCUGCUUUGUUUCUGUCACACAUCAAACAUGUGAUCACAGUAUAGAUUACUUAUAUAUUUUUGUUGGUUGUGUGAAGUUCUUCUGACAAAAUAACAAAUUAUAAAUAUACCGCCGUUAGCCUUAUUUUUAUCCAAAGAGAUCUGAGACUCGGUCGUAACUCUGUCUGUUGGCUCAAUUCACUCCUCGAAGUUUUCUUGCCUGUAAAACAACCUUGAAUUAAAUCAAAAUGGAAGGAACUGGAGCUAAUAACUCACUUUGG